This is a messenger RNA of Fomitopsis serialis, 638 nucleotides long. RefSeq lists its product as uncharacterized. The transcript is spliced from 2 exons. Lineage: Eukaryota; Fungi; Basidiomycota; Agaricomycetes; Polyporales; Fomitopsidaceae. Bases 96 to 518 code for a protein of 140 amino acids. The record is from RefSeq and is a predicted model, not a curated record.
CAUAUGUACAUAAGUGCACCCGGUAAGUGGCCAAUCGUCCCAUAUACUCUCCCAAGUCUUGUCCGUAUACCUAUCUGCAAGAACGCGCUGCUGAUAUGCCUUUGUUCCACUCAUCAAACCCCGAACCUCAGCCUGCCCCGGCCCCGGCCCAGACGGAGGAGCCUCAGCGUAGUCGGAGCCUUUUCUCGCGUCGCGGAAAUAGUCCGGAUGCUGCCCCUUCUGCGAAUGGCUCCACGACCGGUACCGCUAGUACCAAGUCUAAUGGUGGCUUCUUCAGCCGCCGCCGUUCGUCGUCCUCUGAUGACCUGAACGAUAUCAAGCACGAGCCUUCCGUCGUCACAGCGCGCCAGAGAGUGGCUGACGCAGAGGCGGCUGAGCGCGAGGCCGACAGGGCUCUCAUACAGGCACGCGCGGCUGUGCGCGGUGCCAGGGAGCACGUCAGAUUGCUUGAACAGGAGGCUAUUGAAGAGUGGGUCGCUAUCCCUCUCCGCUAUCCUUGCGGCCUGGCGAUCAAAUGAUACUAAUAUUUCCUUUUGCAGAGCCAAACGUGCGAAGGCCAAACAGGCCGAGGCCAAAUCGAUUGGCAAGGGCGCGAAGGCUCUCGGCAGGCAUGGCUGAGUGUCCGCAACAGUGAUUGC